AAAUAAUUUUUUGAAGUGCAGCAAAAAAAUCAACAGGAACAUUUUCAGGGCAUACAACCUGACAUGCAUUCUUAUGUGGAUACUAGUUUCGGUUUAAUGAAGUCUUACAUUGAUGAACAAAAUCAAAAUAUGCAGAAUGAGUUAACCAACUGGAAAUCACAUAUGGAAUCAAUUGUAGCCUCUGUACAACAUGAUUUUCCCCCUCCAACAAAUCAAGCUGAAUUUGAAAUGCCUUCAACAUCUGAACAUGCAGAAGACAUCGAAAGAUCAACAAAAGAAAAAAACGGUAAGCAAAAAGAGACACAAUCUCCAUCACCAACGGCAACGAAUACUUUAGAAGAUUAUAACAUCGACAAAUACAAAAACAUUAGAGAAUGGAUAUCAGAAAAUCCAUCAGAUGCAUACUGGAAAGAUGAAAUCGGCAAUCAAUACGCAAGACAUUCGCUGAUAAAUAUAAUAAAUCAAAUUAAAGAUAUAAAUAUUGUGGUAAGUCAACUUUAGCAAUCUUUAUUAAUUUUACUUCGUUAUUAAUAUAGCUAAUUUAAAAUUUUUUUACUAACAUAUUGAUAUAGAAUUAAAGCUGUUGCGAAGAAUCAUUCAUGAUACAUCUUCCCCGGUUUCCAAAGAAUAUGCAAUCAUGGACUUUCGAUUCGAGAAUGAAUGUGUUCAUUGGUACACAACGAUCAAACAAGGAGCAACCGCUUCUGUGAAUAAUUUCCAGGCAUUAGAGCAAUACACAAAAGGAGAAUUACCUACAUUUAC
Molecule: messenger RNA, 762 nt
Organism: Olea europaea var. sylvestris
Lineage: Eukaryota; Viridiplantae; Streptophyta; Magnoliopsida; Lamiales; Oleaceae
Exons: 2
Coding region: 64-501 (145 amino acids)
Source: RefSeq, a predicted model, not a curated record